GGGAAAAAAAAAAACCACCUUUUUUUCUUUCUUUCUACUUCGUCCUUUUCUUCUUCACGACUUGGGUCGGAAAAAAAAAAUCGCCUCUCCGUAACCGCAUUCUCAGCCCUAAUGACCGACCCAGAGAAGUUAACCGCCUUGAAGAAGGCUUACGCCGAUACAAUACUGAACACGGCGAAGGAGGCGGCGGCGCGUGUGAUGAUUUCAGAUAAGAAAGCGCGUGGGUAUCAGCAAGAGCUUGGUGCGGUUAGAGAUGAGGCUCUCCGUACAUGUCUUAGGCUUAAACAGAUGUAUGAUUCCAAGGUCAAGGAGGCAGAGAUGAUAUCCUUGAAGAAGCAGCAAAAGAUUGAGGAACUUGAAGCUCAACUUGGAGAAGCUGAAGAUAUAGUUGGAGAGCUAAGGAUGGAGUUGCGAGAGUCUCGGUAUCUCCUCGAGAGGUUGACAAAUGUUCGCCAAAUGGAUCUUUGCGACGCGGGAAAACUCCACAGUGAACCAGUUUCACUAGUGCGCGAGGAGUCUAGCAACCACGAGAGAUCAGUAGUGGCUAAUGUGAUCAAACCACACUUGAGUGACAGAGAUAUUAGUGUGAAGCGGUGUUUCUAUAAGGAGAAUAAAGAUCCUUGUCACCAUACUCUUCCUUCCAUACUAAGCAGACGCAGAGAAGCUGAGGCGUUGGACUGUAACAUUGCCAGUGGAGAUGACGUGGAGUCAUUGACAUCAUCCAAAGCAGAAGCAAGGACGGAGGAAGAGAAAGAGAAUGAUGUGGAGCUUUCUACUACAUCUGUGUCGCCGUCUGAGAAACAGUGUGAUAAGUUCACAUUAAAGAGGAAGCGUAAGAAGGGUGCAAGAAGCAGCAGCAGUAGCCCUGAAAGAGGAGGAAGUUCCUCUUCGCAAGACGAUGAGAGCAGAAACAGGAGACAAAAGACCGGAGAGAAAGACAACGGCUACUUGGAUUCCUUCAACACUGAAUCAUGUCGUGAUAGUCGUCGUGUUGCACAGGUCGCUCGCCAGCUUUUACCAUUCUCAGAGAAGAGAGUGUUGCAGCAGAGCCAGAGUGAUGAGGUUCCUUGAUUCAUAAGUAAUAUUCGAAGGCCCUAUAUCAUCAAACUGCAUUUGAUCCAUCUAGGAGAAAAUGGUUGAUUAGAGAAAUUAGCUGAAGUAUUAAGAUUGGUAACAUAUAUACACAUUGUCAGCUUAUAAAGCCAGUGGAAAAAAGGCUAAUUUUGGUCCCUAAUUUAGUUUCCUUCUCGCAUUUGGUAAUCUUUGUUUUGGUCAAGUUAUAAAUGUGAGAAGUUGGUAGCCGGGACCAGAGCAAUUGGCUUGCAGCUUAAGGUAGAGCCGUUAUCCGAAAAUGACCGAGUCUUGCAGAGACCUAUUCGAUUUAUAUAGAGAGAUAUACGACGUCGGUUUACUCUACCUUGUCUUAUCAAUAAACAACCAUAUGGUAUAACGAAAUUGUAGUUACCUCCAAAUCAAGAAGGUGGUUUUGGAAUAACGAAGAAAUUUCCC
This is a messenger RNA of Thlaspi arvense, 1509 nucleotides long. NCBI's taxonomy places the organism in Eukaryota, Viridiplantae, Streptophyta, Magnoliopsida, Brassicales, Brassicaceae. The record is from the annotation of a GenBank genome assembly.